Messenger RNA from Brassica oleracea var. oleracea, 1037 nucleotides. RefSeq names its product expansin-like B1. The transcript is spliced from 4 exons. The coding region runs from base 71 to 823 and encodes 250 amino acids. Gene Ontology annotation, biological process: sexual reproduction. Gene Ontology annotation, cellular component: extracellular region. The record is from RefSeq and is a predicted model, not a curated record. Lineage: Eukaryota; Viridiplantae; Streptophyta; Magnoliopsida; Brassicales; Brassicaceae.
UCUUUUGUAACACUAAUCUAUUUUCCCAAACCACUUUUAAAAUAGUCUUGCAAUAGUUACAUAUAACAAUAUGAAGAAGUCUCACGUUUUGCUUUCUCUGCUUGUUCAAGUCAUUGUCCUUUUACCUCUUCUUUGUUUAUCUGAUGACUUUGUUAGCUCUAGAGCUACUUAUUAUGGCAGCCCCGAUUGCAAAGGAAAUCCUCGAGGAGCAUGUGGGUAUGGAGAACUUGGAAGAGAUAUCAAUGAUGGUGAAGUGAGUGGUGUUUCAUCGCGACUAUGGAAAAAUGGAGCCGGGUGUGGUGCUUGUUACCAGGUGAGAUGCAAAAUACCUCCACACUGCAAUGAGGAAGGAGUAUACGUAGUGGCUACGGACUACGGAGAAGGAGAUGGCACGGACUUCAUAUUUAGCCCUAAGGCGUAUGGAAGUAUGGCGCGACCCGGCACAGAGUUUCAGCUCUACUCUUUUGGUGUGGUCGACGUUGAAUACCAAAGGGUCCCUUGCCGGUACGGAGGGUACAACCUGGUGUAUAAGAUCCAUGAGAAAAGUUAUAAUCCUCAUCAUCUUGCUAUCCUUAUCUUGUACGUUGGUGGUGUCAACGACAUACUCGCCGUUGAAGUCUGGCAGGAGGAUUGCAAAGAGUGGAAACGCAUGAGAAGAGUGUUUGGAGCGGUUCAUGAUUAUCAGAAUCCACCAAGAGGUACUCUCUCUUUGAGGUUUUUGGUCUAUGGAAGCGCCGGUCUCAAUUGGGUCGAAUCGCAGAACGCUCUUCCAGCAGAUUGGACCGCAGGAGCCACCUACAACUCCAACAUUCUACUUAGUUGAUUCCCCUUUUCUCGUCUCUUUAUUGAUAGGGUGUUUAUAUAAAUACGUAUGGUUUUCUCUAUGUAAUGGCUAUAUACAUAAUUAAAUAAUGCCCUCUAGACUAAGGAUAAUCAUUGUAGAUUCAUAUUAACUAUGUAAUGUGUGUAGUCAAGAAGAUUGUAAGGAUUUGUAAGUUUUUUGUUGGAGGAAAAUCAAAUAAUGAUAAAACUUAAUU